GAUAGAUAACUAUAACAUAAUAAUAAAUAACUGAUAUAUGGUUGAAAAAGUAUUUGCUAAAAUGUAACUAUAUUUUUGCAUGUUUUCUUACUUAAAGAAUAAUUUGUAUAUAAAUAAAUGAAUAUUUUCAAUAAUGAUAAAAUAAAGAAAAAUUUUGUUGAGUUUUAAGUACCUAUUUAGAUUCGUAAAUGUAUUUCCAACAAGUAUUGUAAAUUAUAACCAAUUGUUGAUAAUAGAUCAAAAACAAAAAAAAAACAUGAAAUAUAUAAAAAAUAAAAUAUGUAUUUUCAGUUUCGUAAAUGUAUCCCUAGCAAAUUGUACAUUAUAAUCAAUCAAUUGUUCGUAAUGAGUAAAAAAAGAAUCGUUUUAUAAAAUUAUAAAAUAUAUUAAAGGAAUAGAGAAAAUAUAUGAUGCAUGCACACAUGCAGGUUCCAUAUGGCAGUAUGUAUGGCACUUUGUCACGUGAUUCCCUUGGUUCGCUACUUCUAAAGUUCUGAGUUAGCAUAAUUAUCAAUAAUCGUUUACUUCAUUUAAGAAAGCAUUUUGUUUGAAUCCUGUAAUUUUCUCGAUAAGAAAGUUGAUUUACUCUCUUACAGAGGUUAUAGAUAACAUUACUCCUGCAUAACCUAUUUUGGUGUUGGCAUAGUGUUUUGAAAGCGCACCUACUUUAUCGGUGAAGUAACUCCAAAAUAAAGUUAACGAAGUAGUUAAUUAUACAAUCAAUUAAAAUUAAUCGUGUUCAAUCUUUAGCGUAAUUGGUAAUUAAUUGAAUCACUAAAUUAUUAUUUUGACAUGUCAAUCAUGUCCUAACUGCUUCAGUCAACAAGAAACAUCAAUUAUGUUAUACAUUAACAUGCUGUAAACAAAAAAGAUUUGCGAAGUAAUAAUGACUGAAUCAAUACAGUUAGCUGCUGGGCCUCCACCUAUUUGGCCUGAUAUCAAGUCAGAACUGCGAGAAUAUAUAGAAUGCCCUGAACGAUUACCUAUACAUCAACUAGACAAUACCCAAUGUUAUUGGGCGCGUAAAGCUGAUGUUGUUUCGUUGUUGGAAUUCGAUUUGACUCCAGUCAGUACCACACUAAAAUUCGACCGUGAUCCAAUAACAGGCAAGAUUGGCGAGAUACAAGAAAUCAAUUUACAAGGUGCAGGGGAAACUGCAAGGAAUUCUAUGUCUAUGAUCCGCGCACCUGGGUCACUUGCAGAUGGAGUUCGAGGCAAUCCGAGUAAUAUUCCAUUUUGGCCUGGCGGUUUUGAAGAACCUAAAGUGCCUAAAAAUGAAAUUGUUGGCGACAUUGAUUUUGAGAAAGAUUUAAGGACAUUAGCCAAAGGAUUCAGCUCAGGAUUAGAAUUUAAAAGUGACAAUUGCACGCCGAUCAACUGCACAAGGAACGAGACAGAAGAUUCAGUACCUGAAGAAAUUGAAAACUUGAUAAUCAGUAACAAUAAUGUAAAUUUAAUGGCUGUCAUACACGAGGAGGGAAAUUUGCUUGGCUCAUGGUCUUCAGUUGAGGAACCAAAAAAGGAGACCGUUCUUCAAGUUGCGGACAAUAACAUUCCCUUUGUAGACAAUUCUGUUUCAUCCAAGGAUACAAAUAUACCAAUCUUAAAAAUAUCUGAAAAAAAAGCGGAACUUACAAAGACAGAAUGGGCGGAACAGCUGGACGUAUCCGAGCCAGUGACUGACUUUGAUAAAAAAGUACCUGACCCAGCGAUCACAUUCAAUUAUGAACUGGACACUUUUCAGAAGCAAGCUAUUCUCAAAUUAGAAGAGAACAGCAAUGUCUUUGUUGCUGCGCAUACAUCAGCAGGAAAGACCACUGUUGCCGAAUAUGCCAUUGCAUUAAGUCAAAAGCACAUGACGAGAGUGAUUUAUACAUCCCCCAUAAAAGCACUGUCAAAUCAGAAAUAUCGUGAUUUUAAAAGAAAGUUUGAAAGCGUUGGAUUGUUAACAGGCGAUUUUCAGAUAAAUCAGACUGCUUCUUGUCUAAUCAUGACAACAGAGAUCUUACAAUCAAUGUUGUAUUGCGCGUCUGAUGUCUUGCGAGAUCUGGAAUUUGUUAUAUUUGAUGAAGUGCAUUAUAUAAAUAAUGAAGAUAGGGGUCACGUAUGGGAGGAAAUAGUCAUUCUUUUACCGCAGAAUAUUAAUAUAGUAAUGUUAUCUGCGACCGUACCGAACCCAAUAAUAUUCGCGGAUUGGGUCGGUCGAAUCAAAAAACGAAAAAUGUAUGUGAUCAGCACUUUGAAAAGACCAAUACCUCUUUUGCAUUACUUGUACACCGGCACUGAUGGUAAAACCAAAGAUGACAAAUUCUUAGUUCUUGAUAGCAAUCGCCAGUUUUUAUUAGAUGGAUGGUAUAAAGCGACAAAUGCGUCCGAUAAAAAGAAAGACAAAAUCCCAAAAGACUCAAGAAGAAGAAUUCAGAUGACGCCGAAACAAGAAGAAGUAUUAUGGAGAGCGUUUAUAAGCCAUCUUCAGAACAAUGAUAUGUUACCCGUUGUUGUAUUUACUCUGUCGAGAAAACGUUGUGAUAUGAAUGCUGCAACGUUAAGAAAUCUCGAUUUAACAACUGCGAGAGAGAAGCAUCAAGUACACGUAUUUUUCCAAUCUAAUAUAAAACACCUGAAGGGCAGCGAUAGAGAAUUACCGCAAGUGCUUAUGAUGCAAGAACUCCUGAUAAAAGGCGUGGGUAUACAUCAUAGUGGGAUACUACCAAUUUUAAGAGAGAUCGUAGAAAUGUUAUUUCAAAAUGGAGUUGUAAAGUUACUAUUCGCAACGGAAACUUUUGCCAUGGGAGUUAACAUGCCGGCGCGCACGGUGGUUUUUGAUUCCAUUCGAAAAUACGACGGGAAUAACUUUCGUACCCUGUAUCCGACUGAAUACAUACAGAUGGCCGGUCGCGCCGGACGGCGAGGUCAUGACACCACAGGUACUGUCAUAGUAAUGUGCAGAAACGACGUCCCACACUUUAACGACUUAAAGCCUAUGAUGUGCGGUGAACCGCAGACAUUAGAAUCGAAAUUCAAAGUCACGUAUUCAAUGCUUCUGAAUUUAAGAAGGGUAAACGAAUCCGUUACCGUUGAAGCGAUGAUGCGCAAAUCUUUCAAGGAGUCGCCGUUGGCUUCGCAAGAGGCGACAUAUAACAAUGAGUUACGGAAAAUCGAACGCGAACUGUCGAGUCUGCCGCCUCUGACCGAAAUACAAAAGAAACUCUCCACGUUUUAUGAUGAAGCGAUCGACUAUCUGGAAGAUGUUAAAUUCCUGAAUCCCUAUUUGCUCGAGUCAAAGAAGGCAGUGAAAGGUUUGACCGAGGGCAGAGUCCUGUUAAUAUCGUACGAGAAUCAUUACAAAAAACUAGCACUCUUACUGCAAAUUAUACAUCAUAAGAACUCCACUCAGUACAAAGUCUUGAUACUCAAAGACACGAAUACAUCAACCUCCGAAGUUGCCGAAUUUAAAAGUCCUCAGAUAUUCGAGAAAUGGUGUGAGAUUAUCGGUUUAACGAGAAAAGAAAUAUUCGUUCCCAGUAUUAAUCCGUCGCACGAAAUUGUGACUCUGUUCCCAUGGCAUAUAUUGAAGAUAACUAAUUGCCAGAUAAAAGUUGACUGCUCUUUGGUAUUAAACGAUUGGGAAAAAAGGCAAAUUUCACGAUUCAAAAACGACCCACCAGGACAAACGUGUCAGACAGCAGUUCAAGAAUUGACCUCUCUAUCAUUUAACGCUUCUAGUAACCCUCAAGUUCUACGACCGUACAUCGAGCCCUCGUCAAAGACUGAUUUUCAACUGAGAAUACAACAUAGAGAUAAAUUAAAAGCUAGUCUGGACAACAUGAAGUGCACGGAAAUACCAAACUUUGAAGAACAAUUUAGACCUGUAUUUGAACGAAAUCAGCUUGAGGAUAAAAAGCGACAGCUGCAACUGAAACUUAGCGACGAGGGAAUGGUACUGUAUCCGGAAUACAUGAAUAUGGUAGCGCUCCUCAAACAUUUUAAAUACAUAGAUAAUGAUGAAAGAGUCGCUCUGAAAGGAAGAGUCGCGCUACAAAUGGGUAGUAACGAACUGCUGAUAACAGAACUGAUUCUUAAAAACGUAUUAACGGUCUUGCAACCAGCGGAAAUAGCGGCAUUACUGUCGGCACUGAUCUUCCAGCAACGCACAGAAUUCGAGCCUAAACUCACACCAACCCUUACUAACGCCUGCAACGUAAUGAACGAAGUGCACGCGGAACUGGAACAUCUCGAACAAUACUAUCAACUGUCGACAUUACAGCCAUUGAAUUUCGGCUUGGUGGAAGUUGUCUAUGAAUGGGCGCAAGCCAAGUCGUUUGCUGAGAUCAUGAAAAUGACAGACGUCCAAGAGGGAAUUAUAGUCCGUUGUAUACAGCAACUUGGCGAAACGUUGCGAGAUGUCAAAAAUGCGGCUGUGACUAUAGGCGAUCCGGUUUUAAAGGAGAAGAUGGAGGAAGCCUCGACCGCAAUCAAGCGCGACAUAGUUUUCGCCGCGUCCUUAUACACGCAAGACUGAUUGCGAAUGAGUAAUUUAACUUUCGAUUAUACUAUUGAUAAAAUCGAUGUAUUUUUUUAUAAAAAGAAAUCAACUAGAUGUCGUCUGAAAUACAUUGUAAAAAAAAUAUUCUACCAUCGUAUAUUUUGCAAUUAUUUAUUUGCAAUUUUUCGAUUAUUAUCGUAAUAAAGAUCAAUCAAAUAUAAACAGCAUUGUUAUACUUCGAAUAAACGCUUACAGAUAAUCAAAUACUAACGGUAAAUAACUCUAAUGUUAAUUCUGGAAUUUACUAAAGAUACUCGAUAUCAAA
This is a messenger RNA of Monomorium pharaonis (pharaoh ant), 4811 nucleotides long. It is a transcript of the gene tst, whose product is annotated as helicase SKI2W. The transcript has 11 exons. The record is from RefSeq and is a predicted model, not a curated record. Gene Ontology annotation, molecular function: RNA binding; ATP binding; RNA helicase activity. Lineage: Eukaryota; Metazoa; Arthropoda; Insecta; Hymenoptera; Formicidae. Bases 887 to 4522 code for a protein of 1211 amino acids. Gene Ontology annotation, biological process: nuclear-transcribed mRNA catabolic process, 3'-5' exonucleolytic nonsense-mediated decay. Gene Ontology annotation, cellular component: Ski complex.